AAGCUCCACCAGUCCUGAGACACUGCCAGGGCCUCAGAGGACAAAUACUUUUACUUUGGAUUAUUCCUCCACUUUAAGGGUUUUAAUGGAGCCUGUGUUCACAAGUUUGAGACUAAAGGUGGCUGUACUGUUUCUGCUAACAAUUCAGCUGAAGACAGAUGUGACUGAGGCAAUGCAAGUGACAUCCUCGGGGCCACAGAUCAUUCAAAAGGCACGGGGGGAGACAGUCAACCUGGGAUGCACCUACUCUCCCGGCCCCCAAGACACAGGAGAGCUGGACAUCGAGUGGUCCAAUGUGAGCCCUGAUAUGACACAGAAAGACAAACUGCUCUUAUCAUAUUCAGGGGGCAAGAUGGACCACUACGGCGACCCCAAAAGACUCAAGUUCAUAGCCGACCCCAAGCUGGGAGAUGCCUCCAUCACUAUCUCUGAUCUGCAGCUCUCAGACACGUCCACCUACCAGUGUAAAGUCAAGAAGGCGCCGGGUGUCGACAUGAGAAAAGUCACUGUGGUGGUGAUGGUUCCCCCGUCGACGCCAAAGUGUUGGGUCGAAGGCGACGAGGAGAAAGGUGGCAUGGUCUCCCUCCGCUGCAAAUCUAAUCAAGGAUCCAUUCCUCUCACUUACACAUGGAGGAGAGAGAGCGGUGGUGCCAUACCAGCCACUGCAACCCAAGACCCACAGACUGGGGAGCUUUUGAUAAAGAACCAUACCGACAGCAAUGUUGGAAGUUACGUGUGUGAGGCGAAAAAUGCUGUGGGCAAAGGACAGUGUAAAUAUGCACUGCAUGCAUAUAACCCCACCAAUAAGGCAGGUGUCAUAGCCGGGGCGGUGAUAGGAGCUCUUCUGUUGCUGCUCCUCCUGCUGCUCCUCAUCUGGCUCCUGGUCUGCUGUUGCCAUAAGCGUCGCUACGAGAAGGAGGUUGCAAAUGAAAUAAGGGAGGACGUCCAGGCCCCGGAGAGCCGACCCACCAGCAGAAACUCCAGUCUCCGCUCAGUGUUGGCGUACCGCACCCACCCCGGGGUGCACUACAGCUCUGUGAGGAAGCACCUGCCCAGCGUCAGUGAAUCAGGACACAGUCCCAUUUACACAGGCGAAAGCAACGGCACAUUACAGCCGACUGCUGGAGGGGGCGUCCGUGCUCCCCUUAGAUACGACCGUCAAUACGGAUACCCUGUGUAACUAAAAUCCAAAUGAAUCAUAGACUUUUUAUUUUAAAGAGGUAGUUCUGAUUUUUGAAGUGGGGUUGUAUGGGGUAUUUAUCCAUAGACAGUAC
Messenger RNA from Plectropomus leopardus (leopard coralgrouper), 1274 nucleotides. RefSeq names its product V-set and immunoglobulin domain containing 8b (gene vsig8b). Lineage: Eukaryota; Metazoa; Chordata; Actinopteri; Perciformes; Serranidae. The record is from RefSeq and is a predicted model, not a curated record.